Molecule: messenger RNA, 1494 nt
Organism: Aspergillus welwitschiae
Lineage: Eukaryota; Fungi; Ascomycota; Eurotiomycetes; Eurotiales; Aspergillaceae
Product: Frag1/DRAM/Sfk1 family-domain-containing protein
Exons: 4
Coding region: 181-1338 (385 amino acids)
Source: RefSeq, a predicted model, not a curated record
GCAUAGCCCAAUCCCACUGCUCUUAUCAGCUGACUCUUCUUUCCGAUUUCCCUGUUUUUGACAUAAUCUUCUCUCUUAAUCAAAGGACAUACUAACCGUUGAUUUCGCUCCUCUCCACUCACGUACCUCUCCAGAUUUCAGGAACCAGAACCCAGCCUCGCAUUUGCUGCCCUCCUCUCCAUGAUCAUUUCGUUCCUUCUCCGCUGCCAUGAUUCCACCUGGGCUUUUCUCCAUGCCGUUAUCCUCAAUAUCCCUCCAUCCCGAUUGUAUAUCUUCCCUACCUUGGCUGGUACCGUCUGGUUCCUGACUCUGGCGUCCCUGCUUCUGACAUGGUUGGCUCGUGGAAUGCCCGUCUAUCCGGGUCAAAGUAAUCCACAUGUCGCCUUCAUCUCCGACAUUGCCUCCUUCGAACUAAAACCCCUCUUCCUCAUAGGUGCUUCCAUGACCGCCGUGGGGUUCGUUUUCACGGUAGCUGCUGUGCACGUCAUGCGCUACGAGCCCGGUUUCGCCUUGGUUAAAUGUCCAGUUAUCUCCGAAGACACUGCCAACAAUGAUCAGGAAUCCAAUGCGUCCUACAACAGAACUAGCGAAAACAAUCACCGAAAUGCCCAGAAUCACAUAACCGGACAUGGACAUGAUGAGGAAGAGGAGGAAGGGGAAGAAGAAGACCAAGAAACAACCCGCACCCUCAAAGUCAUAUCGUUACUAUCAAUCCUCGCAGCCGGAACAGCCAGUACAGCGCUCAUCCUCCUCGGAGUUAUGGAUACAUUCCGCUACAAAUUCGCCCAUCAUAUCUUCCUUCGCAUCUGCUUCGGAUGCUUGGCGAUACAGUCAGCCGGUACCGCGAUUGUCUAUUCAACUGAGGUCCUGAGUUUCGUGUCGUAUUUAUACCACUGGGGGGUAUGGGGCAAUGAUUGGGGAAGAAAGAGGAGUACACGAGUUAGGAUAUUUGCAUCCCUCUCCACCAUCCUCAUCUUAAUACAGCUCUUCCUCGGCGUAGCUUUCAUCUCUCUCACCAUUCCCGAAGACGUAAACGAUUACAGAACAGCUGGUAUCCUCGAGUGGAUCAUUGCAUUCCUAGGAACGAUCUAUCUAUGGCUCUUCUGUGGGUUCUUUGAUCGAACCACCUUCGAAGGCUACGUCCCCAGCAUUUUAUACAAUACAGCCCCGCAUGGCAAAUUCCUCGACCGUCCCGCAGUAGCAGGGGUAGGAGUAGCUGAAGCUGAAGCCGAGUCUUCGUACAGCGCUGCUGGUAAUACCCUGGAUGUGGAUCCUGAGCGGGCGCCGUUGCUUCCUCAGUCUCAAGCUCAGGGUGGGUUUGGGACGAGGUAUACGUAGUGAUGUUUAUGACGGUUAUGUUUAGAUAUGAUAUACCAUUGUGUGAUGCUCAUGUAAGACGUGGCGUUGGGUUGGUUGUGUCUACUACUAUGUAUAUAUCUUCCCUGUUCAACUAUAUAUACAACUUUCAUCAAUGUACGACUUGUAAUAAUUGAC